AUGAAAAACUUGGCUACGAUUUUACUGUUUCUUGCUUUGCCUCAAAUGUCUGCUGCCACUUGUCCGGCUUGUCCAACUGGCGGUGUUUGGACAGGCUGGAGUCGAGCGACAACUUGCUCGGCCACUUGUGGAAUGAAUGGACAAGUGUUGCAGAAACGCACAUGCUCUUCAUAUAGAUGGGGAUGUCCGUGCACAGGUGCCUACUCUCGGCUUCAGAAGUGUCCAAAUACGCCUUGUGCUACUGCUCCGAAAUGUGCUACCCCAUACACGGUGCAAGCAGCCACUCAAAAGUGUGGCCCGAUCCCGGCCGAUCCAGCCCCGGCAACGGAAACUUGCUCCGUGGCAGUCGAUGCUUGCUGGUGUCCACCAAAGGGACUUUGGAGUGGAUGGAAGAAUGAUGGGACAUGUACAAAGACUUGUGGACUUUGUGGGACGGUGAAACAGGAGCGGACGUGUCUCUCCGCUGAGUGGGGCUGCAAUUGCACUGGAGUGGCAACUCGAACAAAGAAUUGUCCACCUGCCCCAUGCCCCACCGGUGUUGAAUGUUGUCACGCAAAAAAACCGGUGAUCAACUUGCAAACGAAUGGAACAGUUUGUGGCCCUGUGAUCGCUGAUGAUCCCGUUUAUCCGAAUAAUUGUAGAUGCGCAACUUGCACGGCUGCUUCGUUGACCAAACUCACCGCCUCACCCUAUUCUGCCUUCACUUCAGGGGUUUUGGAUAAAAGUGCUUGUUAUAAAUUCAACGCGGUGUGCACGUCAUUGGCUGGACAUCCAGCGAGCAUCGAGUUCAACAACGGCGACAACGGGGUGAUCACCGGGACACCACAAGUACAAGCUAACAUUGCGCGUGCUUCCGAUGGAUCAGGCUGGCAGUACACCGUUGGAAAUGCCACUGUGGAUGUGUCAAAGAUCGGAUGUCUCUCUGUCACUUGUAUCAACUCGCCGCAGUUUUGUGGU
Mesorhabditis belari is the source of this 957-nucleotide messenger RNA. The record is from the annotation of a GenBank genome assembly. NCBI's taxonomy places the organism in Eukaryota, Metazoa, Nematoda, Chromadorea, Rhabditida, Rhabditidae.